Molecule: messenger RNA, 3105 nt
Organism: Xenopus laevis (African clawed frog)
Lineage: Eukaryota; Metazoa; Chordata; Amphibia; Anura; Pipidae
Gene: e2f1.L
Product: E2F transcription factor 1 L homeolog
Exons: 8
Coding region: 627-1907 (426 amino acids)
Biological process (GO): regulation of DNA-templated transcription; regulation of transcription by RNA polymerase II
Cellular component (GO): RNA polymerase II transcription regulator complex; transcription regulator complex; Rb-E2F complex
Molecular function (GO): protein dimerization activity; RNA polymerase II cis-regulatory region sequence-specific DNA binding; DNA-binding transcription factor activity, RNA polymerase II-specific
Source: RefSeq, a predicted model, not a curated record
GACGUUGUGGAUGAUUUCGCGGCAAAAAAGGAAUUGGCGCGCAAAUAGGCGAGCUGAGGGAGACCGGGGGAUCAGCUGGGAGGCGAAAACAAUAGCAAGUCUGGGUGCAGCAGGGACGAACCGACCACCGUGAAUUUUUGUUAAGUUUUUCCACUGCCCCUUUUGUACGCUGAAUUUUGGGCUUCGAAUUGCUGUCGGCGGAUGCAAAGAGCUUAACGUAUUGCGACAAGAAGAUCCUAAAUGACAAGACUUUGCAAACCUCCUCCUCCUCCACUAAGUUUGCUUAUCAGAAGCCACCAACAUUGUGAUCAUUUCUUUACAGGUGCAGCCUCUUCUCUGUGAAUGACCAAGCACAAAGUCAGUUGGUUUUAAAGAUCUUAGCAGUUUGGAAAACCAUUUUUUCCUACUUUUGGAAACGGCGUUUAUUUUGGGACUGGAUCUGAAUCUGGAUCUUCCAUGAUGUUUUUUUGCAAACUCUUUCUUCACCUGCGUACCCACAUUCAUUUUCCCUGUGAUCCAACCCAAGGGGGGUUGUUCAAUUAAAGCUUAGGGCCCACUAGUGUUAUCAGCUGUUAUUCUUCUGUUAUGGGAACUAUUGAUGUUAAGAUGCAUUUCAUCAUCUGACCAUGUCCCAGGAGUUUGGGGUGACUUACAGCUGCAAUGAAGGAGAUUUGGGGGCUCUCUGGGAAGCUGGAACCUUCCAGGUGGCUGAACAGCAGAUUGUUAUUAUAUCCACCCCUGAUGUCCCUGCUGAAGCUGCUGGAAACCCUGGUCUCAGUGAGGCAGAGUUGAUGCUCUUUACCACCCCUCAGGGUCCUUCCACGUCGUAUACUGCUCAGAGGCCCGCUCUUGGACGCCCACCGGUGAAGAGGAAGUUAGAUUUGGAAACUGUAUCCAGAUAUAGUCAAGAUGGACUACAGACUCCCCGUGGGAAGGGCAAAAGACCUCUGAAAGCCGUGAAAUCCCCAGGCGAGCGGUCUCGGUAUGAUACAUCCCUGCAUCUUACAACCAAACGUUUUCUGGAACUGCUAAGCCAGUCUCCAGAUGGAGUAGUGGAUCUGAACUGGGCUGCUCAGGUGCUGAAUGUGCAGAAAAGGAGAAUAUACGACAUAACCAAUGUAUUAGAAGGAAUCAACUUAAUCGCUAAAAAAUCCAAAAACCACAUACAAUGGCUAGGGUAUACAUCAUCUGUGGAAUUCAGCAGCAGAUACCAGAGUGUGUCGAAGGAGUGCCAGAAUUUAGAGGACCAAGAGAAGCAGUUAGAUGAACUUAUUCACAUGUGCAACACUCAGUUGAAAUUGUUUAAAGAAGAUGAGAGUCAUGAUUAUGGAUAUGUAACUUGUCAGGACCUUCGGAGCAUUGCAGAUCCAUCUGAACGCAUGCUUAUGGUGGUGAGGUAUCCUCCAGAGACAGAUAUGUGUAUUUCAGAUCCUUCUGAGGCUUAUCAGAUGUCUCUAAAAAGCACACAGGGACCUAUUGAUGUAUUUCUCUGUCCAGAUGACAGUUCUGGUGUGUGCAGCCCAGUCACAAGUCCCACAAAAACUAGCCAAGCAGAACCCUCGUCCAUUAUCGAAGCAGGGCCCUUGCCUAUCCAACCGAAAGAGGAAUUGCCUGCUUCUGUCCCUAUGCUGGACAUGGGGCUUGGGCUGCUGUCUGACAUGCAAGAGCCGUUCCUGCCACCUGAGACUGAAAUACCUCUUGAUUAUACUUUGAAUUGUCUCCCACUUUCUCCCUCUGACCUCCUGCAUCACCGGGAUUUUAUGCCAGACCUUCUCCCUAAUGAGUUCAUCAGCCUGUCGCCUACUUCGUCACAGGAGUACAGCUUUGGAUUGCAAACCUGCGAAGGUGCAGCUGAACUUUUCAACUUUGACUGUGACUUUAGUGGCCUCGCAGCUCUGGAUUUGUAAAUGGCGCCAGAAUGGGAUGCGUUUUUUUGGGGUGUGUGCACACGCAGCACAACCCCUCUUAUCAAAAUCAGUAAUUGCUGCUCCUGAUGCCUGGCUCUAUAGAUGUGGUCCACAUUCCUUUGAACAAUUUUUGUUUGUAAUGCAAGAAAAUCAGUUGCAAAGAUGAUGCAUUUGUAUUACUAAUCAAGCACUAUAUAUAAAUUAUAAGCCUCUCGUUACAGCAGAAGAUUAAGACACAGAGAGAGAGAGGUUAUAGUCUGGUUUUAGCACUUACAUUUGCCCAUAUGUUGUGUGUGUGGGUAAAAUGACUCAUAAUUUUGUUUAUUUGUUGGCUUUAUGGGCUAUCCAUUUGGGGUGGGCAGAGGAGAAAAUGGAACUUUAAUAAUGAACCUGCAAGCAGACAAACAGCUUGCUGAUGGCCUAACCGCUGGAUUGUAGUGUGUUGGCAAGCAAUAGCUUUCUGCACAGACAACCUUCUUGUCAUCUUUUCCUAAGAUAAAUUGCUUUCUGAAUGAAGAGCUUCAUGCCACCUCUUAUUUCUAAUCCCUCCUAAUGGCUUUUCCUGUGCAUUAUUGUAGAGGAAGCAGUUUCCAUUGUCAUGUGUUUGUUUUAAUUUAUUAAAUCCCAACAGCAUUGUUGUCCCUUCCUUUAACCUAUGAACGAUCGGUGCAAACAGCUUGCUGGUGUGAUACAUCGUUUUAUAGAAUCCAUAUUUUUCCCAUGCUGUUGUUUAUAUCGGCCAGUUACAUUGCAGUUAUGUACAUCACAGAAAAUUCACCAGGGUGCAGCUUUUUGAUUUGGGGUGUCUGGCAAAAAAAAAAAAAAAGGUUUAUGGGGGACUUUUUCUGAAAGUUAGUUUGUGUACAUUUUUACGUAAAAACUGCACUCAAAAGUAGUAUUUAUAAGUGAGUUUAUAUUUGUGAGGUCACCUUAUAUGGUAAAGAGGACAAUUUUUUUUUUCUCCGCCUUUAUUUCUGUGUGAAGAACGAACAGGAUCAGUGUGUUUGAUUGAGCUAGCUUAAUUUAUCAAUAAAUAUAUUUUCACUGCCAAUAAAAAAAAAAACUUUUUUGCAGCAAAAAGGGUUUAAAGCAAAUGAUCUUAAAAAUCAUGUUAUUAAUUGUUCUUGUGUCACUGCAUGCUGUAACAAUUUAAUUUAGAAAGCAAGAAAUAAAAUAAAACAAGACUACAUCCCUCCAA